UCUCACUCUCUGGGUCUUGUAAGAACGCAGGUAGCAGCCCUUGUACUCGAUACGUCCAAGCAGCUUGAUUAUACAGCGUUCACAGGACGACGGCAGAGGGGCAAUUGAAGGAUGGAGAGAUUUGUCUUCCUUAUAGCUUUGACCAUUAGCGGUGCAUUGGCUUCUUGUCGGCACCCAAAGCCUGGCCAAUUCAUGGCCAAAAAAGAGGGAAUCCCCAGCUAUGUAGACAGUCCAUCAGCAGCUGACUUGGCAAUUGACAAGCGCCUCGUGGGACAUCUUCAGUUCAACACUACCAAGGGUAAUGUGGUUGAGGACUCCUCGGGUUAUGCCAAUAACGGCAUCCUUCAAGACGGUGCUAUUGUGGUCAACUUUCCCAAGAGCAAGUGUGGAAAUGCCGCCUAUGUUUACUGCGGGGACAUUCUUUUCCACGGGGACACCUUCCAGGCCAAACCCAGAGAGGGCGUCACAGUUGCUGCUUUUAUCAAUUUGAAGGACAUCGAAGGCAGCCGAUCUGUCUUUGAUACCAUUGGUAUCAGUCAUCAGUGCGGUCAAUUUCACUUUGAGGUGAACUAUGGUUCUGUGCGCUGGUUCCACAGGAAUGAGACUCAGCACAUUAUUUUCAGCGUCACCGCGGAGGGAAAGCAGGUGCCAAAAGAUCAAUGGACCCACAUUGCAGGAACCUACGACUCCGCUACAGGCAAGUCCAAGAUCUAUGUCAACGGUGAAUUGCGUAACAUGACAAUUGGUGGUGGACUUCUUUCGAGAGACUGGCUUUCAAGGGCUGGAAUUGGUGACCACAAGGCUGGCCGUCCACUUUCGGGAUUUAUCGAUGAGUUCAGGAUCUACAACUACGCCCUGACCAAAGCUGAGAUCGAGGCUUUGGCAAAGAUGUGUCUGCCAGGUGGUGGCGGCGCCGCAGGUAGUACUCCAGCACCAACUGCAACCCCACCCUCCGGCUCAACCCCCAAGAAACCUUCUGACCGAGUAAGUAACGAUGCUGAAUUCGCACGCAAGGCCGGGAAACAUUUCAAGUUCCCUCAAGAAGAAUCUGUGGAGGAAGCUGUGCUCAAAAGGUCGUCUGUGAGAGGAUCACGCAGCGUCGAUGUGCUGUAAACAACAACAAACAAUUGAAUGAAUGACGUUACUCAUGAACUUAAACUCGAUGCUAGUCAAGGUAUCGGCUAGAACUGGAUUUUCUCUCUUUGAAACUGGACAAUGUUUAAAAACCCAACCAACAUGUAAAGUAAGGCAUCUUCGUUAUAGGAGACCUCUUCUUUGUAUUACAAGAGCCCCGUUAGUGUGGUUUUUAAACAAGGGAUUUAUCAUGACGUCAAAUCAAAACCGUGUCAAACCGUCCACAACUGUCGAUUAAAUGCUUUGUGCAUCAUUGUUCUCAUUCUUUGGUAUUUCUGUCACUUUACAUCGCACGUUCUGCAAUCACUCAUAAAUGGCGUGCAACAUGAUUGGCGGGUAAACUUAGUGAGAUCAAACAUCGAUGUAAAAUUUGCACGAGAAUACGAGUCUAGAUCCGACGCUGAAUGACUUAUGGGUACAUGCGACCGUUUAUGGGUAGUUCUCUUCCCUUCAUUUCUAGUUUUAUGGCCAGUUUAUGUAACACGGCUAAUGUUUUCAUGUAAGGAACUAAUGUACAAAUUGCUUGUAAAGUUAUCUUUGAUUUUUCAUGGUACUAAAUUAUCUACCGUUUCCAUAAUACUAUUUGAUUUUCUAAGCUUGAUGUUAGUACAAUAAAACGAGCGAGAUAAAGCUGUGUUUUAAAAUUUGAAAGAAAUGUUUGGAUGCCGAAUAGCUAAGAAAUAAAC
Molecule: messenger RNA, 1820 nt
Organism: Pocillopora verrucosa
Lineage: Eukaryota; Metazoa; Cnidaria; Anthozoa; Scleractinia; Pocilloporidae
Source: RefSeq, a predicted model, not a curated record